CAUGGCUCGGAUGAAGAUAAAGACAGGGGAUCAGCCUCGGUUGAAUGACCAAGAGACAACCGCUCUGCAGUCCCAUGUUGAGGACUGGGAAAAGGCAGAUGGGACCGAAUGACGACAGAUCUUUAAAGCAGCUGCCAGGGAGGCCAAACUCUUUGCUCCAAAGAUGGACAAAGAGCUCUUGAAGCAAUGAAAAGAGGUAAGUGUUUCGGCUGUGAUGUUGGGUCAUGCUGCAUUGCAGUGACAGUGGACAGAAAUACAGGCAGUGGUUCCACAAUCACAAGAAACACAAGGCCAAUGCCAAACCACCGAUAAAGCUCCAAAAGAAAUGGAUGGCACGCCAAGUCAUUGAAGAGGAAUGGAAGGCCGACAUCCUUCAGCAAAUACGAAAAGAAAUUGAGGAGGAGACCGGGGAAAAGCCUGAGCAGAAAGAAGUUUUCAGGAGGUAUCAACCCAAGAUGACCGCAAUCAUGAAAGGGCUGGAUGACAAUGAGUUAGAGGAAGCCCGGGCUAAGGCUGACAAGUGGACCAAUCAAGCACCUGAUGCUGCAGUCCAGGCCAAGAUGGCAAAGAAGAAGGGUGAAAAGAUGAUCAAGCACUUUGCCAAGGAGAUAUUUACUCAAGCCGGUAUGAGACUGUUUGUAUUGGGAUCCUGGAAGGAUGACCAGGGCAGCCUCGUUACAUCUGGGCAAGUUCAUGCAUUCAUUUGGUUUGACUUCAAUGAACAGCUCAGCAAGGGCUCCAGCUUCAUGAAGUGCAAGGACUGGCAGGUCAUCUUACCGGCAUGGGAAGAUUUCAUUGGUGAUGUAUUCAAUCAGGAUCAAGACCAGGAUGGCAUGCUGCUCAGAGGCACUCGCUGGGGUUCCAAACCAUACUAUGAGUUUGACCUGGACUGCAUGGGUUUGCCAAUCUUGCCAGAUAUUGAUGGUUUCUCGCUCGACACCAAGAAGGGCAUCAUUCGGUCAUUCCUCACCAUUCAUUAUAGAAUGUGCUGUGGAAAGCUGAAGGUCCCAGUUCCUUGGAGCAACAUAAUGAAGGGACAGUCAAGAUUCAUCUCCAGUACAUACCUGCCAGAUGGUACACAGAUCAUGGAGCCGUCCAAAAUGCACCGGGACAAAGCCAUCUCUUUGUUGGAAUGUUGGUUGGACCGACAGGACAACCAAGUCAGCCUAACAUUCCAGUUCAAGGCUUAG
Suillus paluster is the source of this 1190-nucleotide messenger RNA. RefSeq lists its product as uncharacterized. The coding region runs from base 225 to 1190 and encodes 321 amino acids. NCBI's taxonomy places the organism in Eukaryota, Fungi, Basidiomycota, Agaricomycetes, Boletales, Suillaceae. The transcript is spliced from 4 exons. The record is from RefSeq and is a predicted model, not a curated record.